This is a messenger RNA of Ruditapes philippinarum (Manila clam), 1334 nucleotides long. RefSeq lists its product as uncharacterized. The record is from RefSeq and is a predicted model, not a curated record. Lineage: Eukaryota; Metazoa; Mollusca; Bivalvia; Venerida; Veneridae. The transcript is spliced from 4 exons. The coding region runs from base 175 to 606 and encodes 143 amino acids.
CUAUAUUAAACAAACAAUUGUUUCUUUUAUUCAGAUACACCAUGCCCAAAUGGAUGGGCCAGUCGUUAUGUUGGCGAUCACACAAACUGCUAUUAUUUUAGUAAAACUCUGGCAACUUUUGAUGAAGCCCAUUCUAAGUGUAAUGAGCUUAGUUUUCCUGUGACGUCACACCUGAUGGCCUUUGCUGGCCUUGAUGAAUUGAACUGGACGCUUUCUCAGCUACAGAAGCAAACUUCAAAUGUUUCAGAAUGGUAUACCGGACUGACCGAUGAGGGCCACGAGGGAUACUGGGGCUUUGACACUAGUUGGAACGCCCCUCCACCUAGCGGGUUGAUUCCAUGGACUAAGAUGCCAAAGUUUGUAAACGGCAAUGAAAACUGUGUAGUAAUGAUAUUUGGUGCUGUAUAUAUUAACACGGAAUGUUCCGAUAAACGGGCAUAUAUUUGUGAAAGACCCGCUUACGGUGUCAGUUCAGGGUCUAGAGUGUUCGUUAACAAGUUUUCGGUGUCGUCUGUUUUCAUCAUAGCGACGUAUUUUAUCGUCUACGCCCUGAUUCUUCAUUACAUUCUUCAUCUUACAUAUAUCUUGUUUCCGGCUUUUGCAUAAAAUUUCAUAUUCAUAUUAAAUUUUAUACACACAACUUAUUCGUAAUACAAGGUUAAUAACUAUAUUUCUAUAUUUCUUACGAUCAACUUUUAUCUUAAUAACAUGAAAUACAGCCUAUAUUGUGUUUUCUGAUAACAAAAAACUUCAUUUAUCUGUUUCUAUAGUAGUUAAAAAUUAUGUGUUGACGGUUUAACUACAGCAUGUUCAAACUGAAAUGAAUAUUUGUGAGACUCGUUUCUAAAUAAGAUACCUCUGAUGCGAGUUUAAAGUAUCUCACAUCCAUUGUUAGUUGUUUGUUUUUCAUAAUAUUUAAGAAAUUGAUAUCUGAUUGAACAAUUUUUAUAAACUUUUAAAAACCGAAAGUUAUGUUUUGUAUACCCUUAUGGUCGUUUGCUGAAAGGUUUGUUGCAAACAUGUUUGUUAUUUAAUAUACAUGAAUAGUGUACGAAAACAUAAUAAAAUGUUCCAGAACAAAAUAUUACGUAGCUCUUUUUAGUAGGUUUGAAGAUAAUUUCACACAUAUGUCCUACUCGUUUUUGUAUAAAAUAGUUUACUGACAAAUUCUUGAGUAAUCAUUUUAAUCACAAUGUAAACAAACAUUUUACAAUCCACAGACAGCAAAUAUAUAGUAUUAUAGUAUAUUAGAUUCAUUUAAUUAUAUGCUUGACACUAUGUUUACCGCAGUAAUAACAAGUGUACAUAUGUAAAGUGUUAUAAAUUCUUCUCUC